Messenger RNA from Carassius auratus (goldfish), 345 nucleotides. RefSeq lists its product as uncharacterized. The record is from RefSeq and is a predicted model, not a curated record. The coding region runs from base 1 to 345 and encodes 114 amino acids. Lineage: Eukaryota; Metazoa; Chordata; Actinopteri; Cypriniformes; Cyprinidae. The transcript has a single exon.
AUGCCUGAACAUCGCCACCACAUUGUGGAGUUCCUGAAAUGCCUGAGAGAAUACCUUCUGUUCCUCAAAGCCAAAAAGUGCCCCUUCCACCAAACCUCAGUGCAGUUCCUUGGAUACAACAACGAGGGUAAGAUAGCAGCCAUUAAGAACUGGCCCAUCCCCACAACCAUAAAAGAGCUCCAACGCUUCCUCGGCUUCUCAGAUGUCUACAGGAGAUUCAUCCAUAAUUACAGCUCCAUUGCCUGCCCUCUCACCAGUCUCCUGAAAAACAAGCCCAGUGCUGUGUCCGAAACCGCUCCCCAUCUACUCUAUAUUGCACUAUAUGGGGUGUCAGCCAUUUUGUAG